CUGACCAAAGGCGGAAGUGCGCGGAGCAGCGGGGAUUCCCCGAGGGAAGUUCCCAACUCCGCAAAGUGGGCUAUGUAAAACACACACUUACUUCUCUACUUCCAUACUUCUCUACUUCCAUUCUCACUAGCUCACUAUUUCCCAAUGUCGGGCUGCUGUGUUGGAGCAUGUUGGACUUUUACACCCACCCUAACUAAGGGCUCAUGUCUGCUCGGUCAGUGAUGAUUGUGGAGCACACGGCAUGGAGAGGAACAUGGCAGACCAACUCAACAAAGCUUUCGAAGCUUAUCGCCAGGUCUCCAUUGAAAAAGAUCACGCCAAGAAGGAGCUGAAACAAAUUACGGAGCAUUAUCAGCGAUACACUGAAAAGCUCCUGAAGCAGGUAGAAGACCAGCAGCAGCUGAUAUCCCAACUUAAAGCCCAGUUGUCAGCAUCGAUGCAACCAUCAGGAGAGACCAAAUGUGAGGCAUGCAUCCGUCUGGUUGAUGGGCCCAGCGCACAUGGCAAAAUCCAGCAUCCGGACAAUACGGGCACUGUUGCUGUCACUCCUAUAAUGACUGUCAGUAGCAGUGUUGACUAUCAGGACAUGCUGGAUGCACUGGAAGCCAUUCAAGGGACCUUCCGGCAGAUUCGAUGUCUAUCUCGAAGGCAAAAAGAUCAGCUGAAGAGAUUCCGUGGGGGAAGUGAAACAGCCAACGAUCAGCAGUUCUCCAUGCCCAUCCAGUGCACAGACGGCACAGCAGAAGACGAAGAAACAGCCAUUUCCUCGGCGUUACGGUCAGAGGGGGAUAAUCUGCUGCCUCCCACAUCUCUGGCGUCACGUGGCGUCAGCCCGGACGACAGGGACUUUGUAGACUCUCUCACCAAGCUCAGUGUCAAAUACCCGCCCCCUGACAGCGAAUACGAUUUCCUGAACAGCGCCCCGGAGAGGCACGCAGGUCUGACCGUGCCCAUGAGACGGCCUCUCUGCGGCGCCCCCACCGUGGCCAACGAGGGGGAGGAAGAGGCCUCGGAACUGCCCGCCGGGCCGUGUUUGACCUACCCCGCGUUCCCCUCCCACACCGCAUCUUCGUCACUGUCCCAGGAGAACAUCCGGGGACCCCAGCAGUCUCUGUGGACGCCCGAGCUGUGCCACGAGUCUGAGUCGGAAGCGGGAGCAGAGACGGCGGCGCCUUGCAUCAGCGUCCCGGAUAAAUGCGCUUUCUGCCACGCCGUGGUUCCUCGGGAGCGAAUGAACGGCCACCUCUACUCCCAUUUCUCUCCUGAGGAUGAAAGCCACCGCUGACGACGCAGAGACUUUCUGUCGGCGUGGCCCGUUUUGGAAAGUACGCGGACUGUACGGGACGCCGCUAUAAGACUUGAAUCCGUAUAUUUCAUAUUGAAGAAUUGAAUACAGCCCCUUGCCUAGUACAUUUACUAUCAUGAGGAAAUAAAGCCAACGUUUACUCCUGGAAGAUGAGGCCUUUUUUUUUUUUUUUACAAGGUGGAGCCAAUCCUUUAUAUUGCUAUAUUUUCACCCCCGUAUGGGCAUUAUCGGCAACACAGUUCAUUGAUGAAAACGUGAAAUGUGGAACAUGUUUGUAUCCUCAUGCUGAGAAAGCAUCGCUAGGUUAGCCAGGGUCCCUGAAGCACCUUUCCAGGAAGUCAUAGCAGAAUGAAGACUGCAUCACUUUUUUUUUUUGCUUUUGGCAGCCAUUUUCAUUUAUUCAUUCAUUCAUUCAUUUUCUACCGCUUUUUCCUCACAAGGGUCGCGGGGGUGCUGGAGCCUAUCCCAGCUGUCUUUGGGCGAGAGGCGGGGUACACCCUGGACUGGUCGCCAGCCAAUGGCAGCCAUUUUAUUUUGGAUAAAAAUGCUUCUGUUCAAACUACUUCAGUCAUCAAAAGUAAAUCCAUUUGAGUCUGCUUAAAACGAUGGAUUGGAAAUCGGAUAAGGUGAAAAAUAAAAGUCCAGCUCCUGUCCAGGUGAAUACUAGUG
This is a messenger RNA of Doryrhamphus excisus (bluestripe pipefish), 1975 nucleotides long. RefSeq names its product TRAF family member-associated NFKB activator (gene tank). Gene Ontology annotation, biological process: negative regulation of canonical NF-kappaB signal transduction. Lineage: Eukaryota; Metazoa; Chordata; Actinopteri; Syngnathiformes; Syngnathidae. The record is from RefSeq and is a predicted model, not a curated record.